UCGGGCAUGUUCCACCAAUCAUUGGCGGUAAUAUAUAUGAAUUUAAUAUAAACCAGAGUAGUAAUUGGGGAGGGACCAACAAGUGCGCAAAAUUGAUUUGAUAGAUAUUUUGUAAACUGCACGCUUUCAUUAGCAACAUUUCUGUCUACAACUUCCCCUUCAACUUCUCGACCCAUUCUACACUGAACGCUGCACUUUCGAGCUUGCCAGCUUCGGUCCUAAUAAAAUCAAGGGUAACAUGUCUUCAGAACCAGUGAAUGUGAAUGACUUCAAAGAAUUGGCAAGGUUGGCACUUCCAAAAAUGUACUAUGAUUUCUACUCCGGGGGAGCUGAGGACGAACACACUCUUAGAGAGAACAUACAGGCUUUCUACAGAAUCACGAUUCGACCUCGUGUUCUCGUAGAUGUAAGCAAAGUUGAUAUGUCAACAACCAUAUUGGGACAUCACAUCUCCGCACCUAUCCUGGUUGCUCCCACUGCUGCACAUAAGUUGGCAUUCCAUGAAGGGGAACUAGCCACCGCCAGGGCAGCUGCUGCUGUAAAAACUAUAAUGGUUCUGUCCUACUCCUCGACCUGUUCAAUAGAGGAAGUUGCCUCUAGCUGUAAUUCCGUCCGUUUCUUCCAAUUAUAUAUUUUCAAAAGGCGUGAUAUCUCGGCUCUGCUAGUACAAAGAGCUGAGAGAUGUGGAUACAAAGCAAUUAUCUUGACUGUUGAUACACCUCGACUUGGUAGAAGGGAGGCUGACAUAAAGAACAAGAUGAUUGCACCUCCAGUGAAAAGUCUAGAAGGCCUCAUUUCUAUUGACGUCAAGUCUGAUCAAGGUUCAAAAUUAGAAACUUACGCCAACGAGAUGUUGGAUGCAUCUCUAAGCUGGGAAGAUAUAGGGUGGUUAAGAUCGAUCACUACUCUGCCAAUUCUAAUAAAGGGGGUUCUCACUCAUGAAGAUGCAACCAAAGCUGUGGAAGCAGGUGUUGAUGGAAUUAUUGUGUCCAAUCAUGGAGCCCGCCAGCUAGACUUUGCUCCAGCCACUGUUUCUGUCCUUGAAGAGGUUGUCCAUGCUGUCAAGGGUAAAAUCCCUGUGCUCUUAGAUGGUGGUGUGCGGCGAGGCACAGAUGUGUUCAAAGCACUAGCCCUUGGUGCUCAGGCAGUCUUGAUAGGGAGACCAGUUAUAUAUGGGCUAGCAGCAAAGGGAGAGGAGGGAGUAAGAACAGUGAUGGAAAUGCUGAAAAAUGAAUUAGAGACAAGUAUGGCACUUUCUGGUUGCCCAAGCAUCAAGGACAUUACUAGAAGCCAUGUCAGGACGCACUAUGAUAAUCUACCGUCAAUGUUGUAAUGGCUCUAUAUAAUUUAAUUUAAGUUAGUGAGUUUGAAUUCUUUUCGGAGUGUUUAAUUUUGAAAAAAUAAAUUAUUUUAAUAAAAUACACAAAGUGUUUGGGUGUUAGUCAAAA
This is a messenger RNA of Cucumis melo (muskmelon), 1448 nucleotides long. Its product is annotated as peroxisomal (S)-2-hydroxyacid oxidase GLO4-like. The record is from RefSeq and is a predicted model, not a curated record. The transcript is spliced from 12 exons. Bases 239 to 1333 code for a protein of 364 amino acids. Gene Ontology annotation, molecular function: FMN binding; oxidoreductase activity. Lineage: Eukaryota; Viridiplantae; Streptophyta; Magnoliopsida; Cucurbitales; Cucurbitaceae.